AUGUUCACCACAGGUUUCUCAGCGUACAAAAAAAAAACCUUGACUAUCAACAGCUUCCAGAAAGGUGGUGAUGGUGGAGCACCAUCCGAGUGUAAUGAUAAAUACCAUCCAGAUAACAUCCCGGUCGUGGCAUUGUCAACUGGAUGGUUCAGUGAUAGGAAGAGGUGCUUGGACUACAUUACCGUCUAUGGUAAUGGAAGAAGUGUCAAGGCCAGGGUUGUUGAUGAGUGUGAUUCCACAAUGGGAUGUGAUUCUGAUCAUGAUUAUCAGCCUCCAUGUCCUAACAAUAUUGUCGAUGCCUCUAAAGCUGUAUGGAAGGCCUUGGGAGUGCCGGAAAGCGACUGGGGUGAAAUGGAAGUACACUGA
This is a messenger RNA of Fragaria vesca subsp. vesca, 366 nucleotides long. RefSeq names its product putative ripening-related protein 2-like. The record is from RefSeq and is a predicted model, not a curated record. The transcript has a single exon. Bases 1 to 366 code for a protein of 121 amino acids. NCBI's taxonomy places the organism in Eukaryota, Viridiplantae, Streptophyta, Magnoliopsida, Rosales, Rosaceae.